Messenger RNA from Chelonus insularis, 2696 nucleotides. It is a transcript of the gene fws, whose product is annotated as four way stop. The coding region runs from base 167 to 2473 and encodes 768 amino acids. Gene Ontology annotation, cellular component: COG complex. Gene Ontology annotation, biological process: intra-Golgi vesicle-mediated transport. The transcript is spliced from 8 exons. The record is from RefSeq and is a predicted model, not a curated record. Lineage: Eukaryota; Metazoa; Arthropoda; Insecta; Hymenoptera; Braconidae.
UUUGAUCAGCUGAUCAUCUGUAAUUAGUCCUUUAAAAACCUUGCCACGAAUCUACUAUGACUUCAAUAAGUGUUUUUUACCGGUUUUUACGCAUAAACUUUAUUAAAAAUAAUACUUUUAUCAAUUAGCAAACAUUAUCUAUAGCUGAUAUUAAGAAAUUACAAACAUGGGUGAAAUAGUAGAUCUUCAAAGUAUCGAAAACAACGAUUUUUUAAAACAAUUUUUAAAUCCGGAUGAUAAACAAAAUGAAGCUACAAAAAUUUUAACAGUUGCUCAACAAUUGAAUCAACUUGGAAAAGCUCUUGAAGUGAUAGAUGCAGAACUACAUAAACAAGUUUACUCAAAUCAUGAAGAUUUGUUGUCACAAGUAACAUGGGUUGAAAAAAUUGAAGGAGUUUUAGCCAUUAUGCAAACUCAUGUUCAAAGUCUUUUAUCAGCAGUAGAACGCUUAAGAGCAAAAAUUGUAGAGCCAUUCAACAGAAUCGAAGCCCAAACAAUAGUUUUAAAAAGACUUCAUGAAACAUCAGAUUUACUUCGAAGGGUUGGUAGAGUACAGCAUCUUCUUCAUUCACAAAAACUUCAUUCACAAAUAAGCAACCCAUCCCAAAGUUCAGAAAUUAUAAAAGCAGCGAAAAGUAUUCAAGAGCUUGAACAGUUAAUAGCCGAUGAAGAUUUGAGUGGAUUAAAUAUUUUAGCUGAUGAUAAGCAAGCUAUAAAGAUUCAUAAAGCAUCAGUUCAAAAAAUAGCUACAAGCACAUUAGCUCAAGGAUUACAAGCAUCAAAUAAUAAACAAGUUAGUACAGCUAUUCAAAUAUUUGAAAAUUUAGGUAUGUUACCACAAGCUGUUGAAUCGACUGAAAAAUCAGCAUUGGCUGAAAUUGAGAAAGUUGCUAGAGAAGCUUUAGAUGUUUCAUUAUCUGUAAAUCAAGACUUAACUAAAAGAGGUGGACCAGGAAGAGCUGCUUUACCAUCUCCAGGAACUUCUGGAAACCUUCGUACCCGUCUUUGGGAAAGCCUUGAUAAAUUGUUACAAGAAACUAUUUAUAUGCAAUGUGUACAGAUAGAAUUCCUCGAGAGAAUCUUACUCGAACAUUACACGAAAGAAUUUGAUGGAUUUUCACAGUUAUUUUGGGAAAAAAUAAUAGCUUUAUUAGCUAAAGUAUUUAUUGAACGUUCUCAAGCUUCUUCUUUUGUUAAACAAGCUCUUGAGGGUGAAUACCCGAAGCUUCUUCGAGUGUUUUUAGACUUAAGAAAACGAUUAAAAGAAAAAUCCCAACUAAUUGGAACAUACCCUAUUAGCCGUGAUAUUUUACAAUCAUUUGAAAAUGCGUAUUUAUCACGAUCGAUUUCUCGAUUGCUUGAUCCAGUUCAUACCAUGUUUUCUGGCGAUUCAGCUCCCAGUCAAGAUGAAAUUGAUAGUUUGAUUCGAACGAUUACUAGUGAGCUAAGUGUAUCACUUGUUGAUGAAACUCUUUCAACAGUAGUUUCUCGAAAUGUAGGGAAAUCUAUUAGACUGUUCUGUUUGAAAUGUGAACAAAGUUUAGUGACUAGUGGAGAGGCCAGUCAGGUAAUUGAUACUCCCACUUCUGGUCAAUUAACCAAUAUAAACUUGGCGAAUUUGUUAUAUUAUCUAGCAACACAAAUUAGCAGAGUUGUUACCAAUUUAGCUGGAAGUUUACCUCAAGAAGGUGCUAACGUUAUUGGAAAUACUCUUGAGGAUAUUAAUAAAUUAACGAAGAAUAUUUUAGCACCGUUGAUGGCUUCGAUUAUUGAUGCCAUUGAAAGUAUUAUUUUAACGAUGCACGAUGAUCCAGAAUUUAAAGAACCAAGCAGUCCUUUAGGUCGUGAAAUUGGAUGUUCACUUUAUAUAAGAGAAUUACAAGGUUUCAUUUUACGAUCAGUAACUACAUUUCUUUCUCCUUAUAAAAAUCAAGCAGUUGUCGCUGAAUGCUGUAAUGCUGUUGCCUCAAGAUGCAUAGAACUUUUCGUGCGACAUGCAUGUUUAAUACGACCUCUUAGUGAGUUUGGUCGAGCAAAAUUAAUUGUCGAUUUUAAUCAGAUGGAAAUUGCAGUAUCACCUUUAUGUCGAGGAGUACAAUUGGGGUUGGUUGAGCAGCAGCAGUACAGAACAAUGCGAGCUUUGAAAUCUUUAUUAGCAUUGGGUCCAGAAAAAAUGGUAGAAAAAGUUGUCGAAAUGAAAGGUGAAGGUAGUGUGCCACCAUCUCUCGUUCUUCUUCAUUUGUUUUCGGGUGCUCCACCUGAAUUACAAUCACCACAUCAAAGCGCUGGAUGGUCAAUAAAUCGAUUAUCUCAAUGGAUGGAUAAUCACCCUAGCGAGAAAGAUCGAUUAGCAUUAAGUAGUGGUCCAUUACAACGUUACGAAUCUAUUAUAAGACAACGUAAUCUUCCUUCAUUUCACCCUCUCUUUCCGUUAAUGAUGCAAUUAGCUAAUCUAAGUGAGUAUACAAAUUGAAUUAAUUAACGUCAAAUAAAAUUUGGAAAAAUAUGAAUAUGGUGUAGAAUUCCUAAAGAUAUAUAUUUUUAUUCACAAGUUACAACGUAUCUUAUAAGUAUCAAAAUAAAACAUUUGUUAUUUCUGUAACUUUGAUAAACUUUUAAAAAAAAAAAUUGUUAAUGUAAUAAUACUUUUUUUUUUUUUUAAAUAAUAAUUCGUUGUAGAAUAUUCCUAGUAUUAA